Molecule: messenger RNA, 3416 nt
Organism: Diospyros lotus (date-plum)
Lineage: Eukaryota; Viridiplantae; Streptophyta; Magnoliopsida; Ericales; Ebenaceae
Product: aconitate hydratase, cytoplasmic
Exons: 20
Coding region: 170-3184 (1004 amino acids)
Biological process (GO): citrate metabolic process; tricarboxylic acid cycle
Cellular component (GO): cytosol; mitochondrion
Molecular function (GO): 4 iron, 4 sulfur cluster binding; aconitate hydratase activity
Source: RefSeq, a predicted model, not a curated record
AUUCGCAGCCGCUGCCACGGCCUUCUCGCGCCUUCUCAGCUACUUUCGCCUAUGAAUAUCGCCCACAUUUCUGCGUAUUUGCACUUGCAGCUGUCCCUGUAAUUCAUGAGCUCGAGCUAGGGGUUCGGUUUCUGGUUUCUUCCGGCGAUCGACGAAUACCGAAAUCAACAUGCAUGUAGCAUCGUCUACUUCUUCUUCAUCUUCGUCUUUGAUUCUCAGAGCUGCUAGGCUUCGCGUCUUGUCGUCGCAGUCUCUUCUCUAUCCGCCACCACCUUGCCCUUCCGGGGCUUCAUCGGUUUCCCGUCCUCAGUCUUCGCCGUCUUUGGUCAACUACCGGUCACUGAGUUUCUCCUCUUCUUUCCGAUCUCUCCGGUCUUCGGUCCUCGGGUGGAGCCACGGCGUCGACCGGAGGUCGCCGGUUAGCCUGAGAGCUCAGAUCAGAAACGCCGAGCCUGUGAUCGAAAGGUUCCAGCGCAAGAUCGCUACUAAGGCUUCACAAAAUCCAUUCAAGGGAAUAUUUACCAGUCUUCCCAAGCCAGGAGGAGGCGAGUUUGGAAAAUUCUACAGCUUACCAGCUCUCAAUGAUCCAAGGAUUGACAAGCUUCCCUACUCUAUCAGAAUUCUUUUGGAAUCGGCAAUACGAAAUUGUGAUAAUUUCCAGGUUAUUAAGGAUGAUGUGGAGAAGAUCAUGGAUUGGGAAAAUACUUCACCAAAGCAAGUUGAAAUUCCUUUUAAGCCUGCCCGUGUUCUGUUACAGGACUUUACAGGAGUCCCAGCCGUUGUUGACCUCGCCUGCAUGCGGGAUGCUAUGAAUAAGCUUGGUGGUGAUUCUAACAAGAUCAAUCCCUUGGUUCCGGCGGAUCUUGUCAUUGAUCAUUCAGUACAGGUUGAUGUAGCAAGAAAUGAAAAUGCUGUGCAGGAAAAUAUGGCAAUUGAAUUUCAGAGAAAUAAAGAAAGGUUUGGCUUUCUUAAAUGGGGUUCGACUGCUUUCCAUAACAUGCUUGUUGUGCCUCCUGGUUCUGGUAUCGUUCAUCAGGUUAAUCUUGAAUACCUUGGGCGGGUUGUUUUCAACACAGAUGGCAUUCUUUACCCAGAUAGUGUGGUUGGAACUGAUUCCCAUACAACCAUGAUUAACGGGUUAGGAGUUUCUGGCUGGGGUGUUGGAGGAAUUGAAGCUGAGGCAGCAAUGCUUGGCCAGCCAAUGAGCAUGGUUUUGCCCGGUGUUGUUGGAUUCAAAUUAUCAGGAAAAUUACGCAAUGGUGUCACAGCAACUGAUUUGGUUUUAACUGUGACCCAAAUGUUGAGGAAGCAUGGCGCUGUUGGCAAGUUUGUGGAGUUUCAGGGUGAGGGUGUGGGUGAACUAUCAUUGGCCGACAGGGCCACAAUUGCAAAUAUGUCCCCUGAGUAUGGAGCAACCAUGGGUUUCUUCCCUGCGGAUCAUGUCACAUUAGAGUACCUUAAAUUAACUGGAAGGAGCGAUGAGACUGUAGCUAUGAUUGAAGCUUAUUUGCGUGCAAACAGAAUGUUCGUUGAUUACAAUGAGCCUCAACAAGAGAGAGUAUACUCAUCGUAUUUGGAGUUGGACCUAGCUGAUGUAGAACCCUGUGUUUCGGGACCAAAAAGGCCUCAUGACAGAGUUCCUUUAAGAGACAUGAAGGCUGACUGGCACUCCUGUCUGGAUAAUAAAGUUGGAUUCAAGGGCUUUGGUGUACCAAAGGAGGAGCAAAACAAAGUUGCAAAAUUUCCAUUCCAUGGACAGCCUGCAGAGCUCAAGCAUGGUAGUGUGGUUAUAGCUGCCAUCACAAGUUGCACAAAUACGUCAAACCCAAGUGUUAUGUUGGGAGCUGGUCUUGUUGCAAAGAAAGCUUGUGAACUGGGGUUGGAGGUUAAACCAUGGACAAAAACAAGUCUGGCCCCAGGUUCUGGAGUUGUCACAGAAUAUUUGCUACAGAGUGGGCUGCAAAAGUAUCUGAACCAGCAGGGUUUUCAUAUUGUUGGCUAUGGCUGCACGACAUGUAUUGGGAACUCUGGGGAACUUGAUAAAUCAGUUGCUUCUGCAAUUUCAGAUAAUGACAUUGUUGCAGCCGCUGUGCUUUCUGGAAACCGGAACUUUGAAGGUCGUGUCCAUCCACUCGCAAGAGCAAAUUAUCUUGCUUCGCCUCCAUUAGUCGUGGCUUAUGCACUUGCUGGCACGGUUGACAUUGACUUUGACAAGGAGCCAAUUGGAACUGGAAAGGAUGGCAAAAGCAUAUACUUGAAGGAUGUCUGGCCUAGUAAUGAGGAAAUUGCAGAGGUGGUUCAAUCUAGCGUGUUGCCAGAUAUGUUCAAGAGCACUUAUGAGGCUAUCACAAAGGGUAACCCAAUGUGGAAUUCACUAUCAGUCCCUUCUUCAACUCUUUAUACUUGGGAUCCAAAUUCAACCUACAUUCAUGAGCCACCGUAUUUCAAAGAUAUGGCCAUGGACCCACCAGGUCCUCAUGGAGUAAAGGAUGCCUACUGCUUGGUCAACCUUGGUGACAGUAUUACAACUGAUCACAUUUCACCAGCAGGAAGUAUCCACAAGGACAGCCCUGCUGCAAAAUACCUGCUUGAGCGUGGUGUUGAUCGCAAGGAUUUCAACUCUUAUGGUAGCCGUCGUGGCAAUGAUGAGGUUAUGGCAAGGGGAACCUUUGCAAAUAUCCGCCUUGUCAACAAGCUGCUGAAUGGAGAAGUUGGCCCAAAGACCAUUCACAUUCCAACUGGGAAGAAGCUUUACGUGUUUGAUGCCGCAACGAGAUACAAGGCUGCUGGGCAGGACACCAUUGUCUUAGCAGGAGCAGAAUAUGGAACUGGCAGUUCUCGUGACUGGGCUGCUAAGGGCCCAAUGCUGUUGGGAGUGAAAGCAGUGAUUGCAAAGAGCCUUGAGAAGAUCCAUCGGAGCAACCUUGUUGGCAUGGGCAUCAUCCCCCUUUGCUUCAAGCCUGCUCAGGAUGCUGACACACUGGGCUUGACGGGUCACGAGCGUUACACCAUAGACCUGCCGAGUAAAAUCAGUGAAAUAAGGCCUGGACAAGAUGUCACCGUGACCACUGACACCGGCAAGUCUUUCACCUGUACGCUUCGCUUCGACACAGAGGUUGAGUUGGCAUACUUUGAUCAUGGAGGCAUCCUCCCAUACGUCAUUCGCAAUCUGAUUAAGCAGUAAGUUCUUGAGCUGAGUAUUCACACAUCUGCCAAAUAGCAGCCGCCAGCCACCCUGCUUCAACGGAAACUAGCGCAGAAAGAAUCGGUAUAUAUGUACCCUUUUGUAUGGACUGUAUCAUCAAUUGGGGUGAAUUAAGUAUCAGUUGCAGCUUGGAGUGAUUAAGCUCCGGGCGUUCAAUUUUAGAGUUUUAAUUGUCUUUGUUUGUUUAUAUAUUGAAGAAUAGAAUAAAAGA